GUGUGGCCGCCGCCAUCGCCGCUCCCGCAGCUCCGGGGCCGAGAGGGGCCGCGGCUUCCCGGGCGCGGGGAAGGGCCCUGGGCUGGGCCAAGGCGGCGGCGGGCGGCGGCGCGGGGUCACGGCGGCGCCAUGGGGAAGCGGGAUAACCGUGUGGCUUAUAUGAAUCCCAUAGCUAUGGCCAGGGCACGAGGUCCUGCCCCAAAUUCAGGACCAACAAUACAAGACUACUUGAACAGGCCAAGACCAACGUGGGAAGAAGUGAAAGAGCAACUAGAAAAGAAAAAGAAAGGAUCCAGGGCUUUGGCUGAGUUUGAAGAAAAGAUGAAUGAGAAUUGGAGGAAAGAACUGGAAAAACACAGGGAGAAAUUACUGGGUGGAAAUGAGAGCUCCUCCAAAAAAAAAGAGAAAAAGAAAAAGGAAAAGAAGAAAUCUAAUAGGUUGUCUUCAUCUUCCUCUUCUUCAUCAAGCUCUGAUUCUUCCAGCAGUUCAUCUGAUUCAGAAGAUGAGGAUAAAAAGCAAGGGAAGAAAAGAAGGAAGAAGAAGUAUCGCUCCUCACGGAAAUCUUCAGCAAGCACAACUUCAGAAUCUGAGUCAGACAGCAAGGAUAGCACAAAAAAGAAGAGGUCAAAGGAAGACUGUGAAAAAGAGAAGGAAGGUAAAAAUCACCACAGGAAAAGGAAGAAAGCAGAUGGACCUUUAUCAUCAGAAUCUGUAUCUGAAUCGGAUCAGACAGAGGAGGUGCAAGCGAAAAAGAAGAAAAGCAAUGAGGAAAAAGAGAAAACAGAUAAAACGAAAAAGAGAAAGAAGCACAAGAAACAUGGUAAAAAGAAGAAAAAGAAGACUGCUGGUUCAAAUUCAGAUUCAGAAUAAUAUUUUAAAACAACCGGAGACUAUCAACAGAAGUGCAAUGACUAAAGGAAACUUAAACUGUGAAAUGACAGCAAACUUUACCAAACUGCAUGAGUUUUCCUGUGUUUUAGAAAUGUUCCUAAUCUUUCAGUAGCCAGCCAGAUGCAGCUGUGCUGGGAAAGACCAUUGUUAUUGCCUGCUGCUUAAUACACGAGGUACAACUUUGAUAAGAUUCCAGUAAGCAGUGUUAGAUGUUUGAGACAAUAUGAGAUGGUAGGCCACCUGAGGUGUAAAAUAUUGGAAAAUAAGAGUUAAAUCUUUUAGAUAGUAAAAAUAGUCUUUUAAAGCAUUAGUAAAAGUCUUUAUUUGUAAAUCAGGACAAAUUAAAUCCCAAGUUCAUCCUGCAGGUUAAUAUUAUGCAUAAACUACAAGCUGGUGUCUGCUAAUGGAAAAUUAAUGAUAACAUUUAAAAGGCUGCCUUUGUAGAAAUCUGUAUCAUCUGCCCCAUUACCAUCUCCAUGCUUAUGAGAAAGGGAAUGCUACCAUUUUGGCUACCUGAAUAGGGUGCCUUUGCCUUUGAUUCUUGCAAAUCUUUGCUACUUUUAAUCCAUGCAUCUCUGCAUUCUUGGGAAGCUAGAGCUAUUGUCAGCAGACUUUUCUGAAUGAGCAGUUUUGAGCUUCCAAGCAUGUGCUUCUGCAUUAAGCAAGAGCAAUGACAUUUUGCAGUAUAACUGACAGUCAAAACCUGAAGAUUUUACCUCUGCUUUUUCAAAAUAGUGAUAGACCUUUGCUAGUAAAUAGGCGCAUUUCAUUCAAUGUAAUUUUGGUUUAAUUGAAAACUUCUUGCAAACACUGGUAGCUUUCUUUGCGUUAUCUUUAGAAUUGUUUUGCAUGAUUUGUACCAUUUUUAAAUUAACAAAAUGCAGGUAAUCAUUUGUUGUAACCAGUUCUAUGAAUUACGUUUCACAUGAAGAUUUUCAUGUAUGUAUUUAGUUAUAGUUAAGUUCAUUGCUGUGUUUAAGUGCACACUUGCUGAAGUUAUUUAGCAUGUAAAAAGCAAGGUUUUGAUACCUAAACAGCUUCAUAUUGAAGCUGAUUUUACUCUGAGCAAGUUCAGUGGCAGAUCUGUUAUGUGAUGUGUCUUGUUAGAUAAAAAAACUACUGCCAGAAUCUCAUUAAAGAUACUGUUUAAACAGUUUGUAUUUAUAUUUUUGUACUUGAGGGCUACAGAAUGUUGACCUAACUCAUAAGGCUGUUUUACUUUAGUUUAGUUGCUUUAGAUAACUGAAAAAAAGCUUUUUUUAAUUAAAUGUGCCCACAAGAAAACAUGAGCAACCAUUUGAUUUUAGUUUACAUUAAAUUCUCACUACAUCUUCCAUUGAAAUACUGAUUGCUGGACCUUCUGUUAGCCUUUAACAAAUGCCCAUCCAUCCCAGGUAGUCAAAUAUAGAUUGUAUUUUUGAUCUACCCCUUUUUUCCAUUGCACAGGUGCUAACUUAGAACUUACCUCUAUUGCAUACGGAUGUUUCAAAUGUUGUGUUGCCAAGAAUUUCAGGACUUUCAAGACACUGAUUAUUAGUCUGCAAACCAUAACUAAAAUCUGUGGGAGAAAG
This is a messenger RNA of Onychostruthus taczanowskii (white-rumped snowfinch), 2462 nucleotides long. RefSeq names its product family with sequence similarity 133 member B (gene FAM133B). The coding region runs from base 130 to 870 and encodes 246 amino acids. Lineage: Eukaryota; Metazoa; Chordata; Aves; Passeriformes; Passeridae. The transcript is spliced from 11 exons. The record is from RefSeq and is a predicted model, not a curated record.